Aureobasidium uvarum is the source of this 1776-nucleotide messenger RNA. Lineage: Eukaryota; Fungi; Ascomycota; Dothideomycetes; Dothideales; Saccotheciaceae. The record is from the annotation of a GenBank genome assembly.
AUGUGGCCUUAUCUCUUGCUCAGCCUGUUCGUCGUUCAAGCCUUUGCGAUAUGGCCGAUACCAUCGAAAAUGGCCACUGGGGAAGAAGUGUUGUUUGUGGACCGUAGAGUCAAGUUCAUCUAUAAUGGUGCCGCACAGGUAGCAUUGCCCCAGCCAGAGCAGAUGCCGUUCGAACAAGAUCUUAACCCUUUGAACUUGCAGUACUCAAACUAUGGCCCUCGCAACAUGUGUUCUCAGAGGGUCGUAUCUACAGCAAUCGAGACCACUACAACGACUCUAUUCGAACAGAAUUUUGUCCCAUGGAAGUUCCAUCCUCGCCAUUCUGACUUCGAACCUGCGACGAAUGCUUCUUGCACCUACAUCAAGACAGUGCACCUGGAACAGACUGAUGUUGACCCGGCAAAUGUAACAAAGCCACUGGCUGGCGAUGUCGACGAAUCGUACUCAUUGUCCAUUGCUACCGAUGGCCAAGUCACCAUCACAGCGGCCUCAUCCAUUGGCAUUGCGCAUGGCUUGACAACAUUUACCCAGCUGUUCUACAAACACUCCAGCGGUUCGGUCUAUACACCGUACGCUCCAGUGAACAUCACAGAUGCUCCACUAUUUCAGCAUAGAGGCCUCAAUAUGGAUGUAUCGCGAGUUUGGUAUGAGCCUGUCGAUAUCAUCCGAAUGAUCGAUGCUCUGGCGUACAACAAACUCAACCGUCUGCACCUUCAUAUCACAGAUGCUCAGUCUUGGCCGCUCGAGAUUCCAGCAUUGCCGAUGUUGGCUGAGAAGGGCUCGUACCGUGAAGGUCUGACAUACAGUCCUGCAACAAUGGCGUAUAUUCAAGAUUAUGGUGCUUCUCGAGGUGUGGAGGUAAUCCUUGAAAUUGAUAUGCCAGGCCACACCUCGUCCAUCGCCUACAGCUACCCUGAGCUGAUAGCGGCGUUUAACGAAAAGGACUGGUCGAAAUAUGCCGCUGAGCCGCCGUCUGGUACGUUGAAGCUGAACUCCACAGCGGUGACUGAAUUUCUGGACACUCUGUUCGAUGACCUGCUUCCGAGAGUUCUACCUUACUCGUCGUACUUCCAUACUGGUGGUGAUGAGGUCAAUGUCAAUGCCUACAACCUCGACGACACCGUACGCUCGAACGAUACUGCGAUCCUACAACCUCUGAUGCAAGCCUUUGUCGACAGAGCUCAUGCCAAAGUGCGAGCUGCCGGUCUCACCCCAAUUGCAUGGGAGGAAAUGCUCUUGACCUGGAACCUAACUCUAGGAUCUGAUGUUGUGAUUCAGACCUGGCAGAGCGACGAGGCGGUCGCAGAGACCGUCAGCAAAGGUCACAAGGCUCUCGUUGGCAACUACAACUACUGGGUAGNNUACCUCGACUGUGGCCAUGGCCAAUGGCUCGACUUCUACCCUGAUGUCUCCCAGCAAUACUACCCGUACAACGAUUACUGCGCGCCACUGCACAACUGGAGAGUGAUGUAUGCCUACGAUCCACUGAACGGUGUCCCUGCAAACCUGACCCAUCUCGUUUUGGGAGGUGAAGUUCACAUCUGGAGCGAGCAGACCGAUCCCGUCAAUGUCGACAGGCAAGUGUGGCCACGUGCCUGCGCAGCCGCCGAGGUUCUCUGGAGCGGCGCCAAAGACGAGCAGGGACAGAAUCGCAGUCAGAUAACCGCAAGUCCAAGAUUGAGCGAGAUGCGGGAGCGCCUGGUCGCGAGAGGAAUCGGCGCCGAGCCUGUCCAAAUGCCAUUCUGUACGCAGAACGGCACUCAGUGUGCUCUGUGA